CUUCUAUUGGUGAAGCAAGAAAAGAAAAAGAAGAAUAGAAAAAAAAAACAUAAUCGAAAGCUAUCCAAAAAGGGCGCUUUACACACAUACCUCGGACCAAUGGUAGGGCGCCGAGCUUACAAACCUCCUACGCAACAUUCACCUACAUCAGUCGCGCCAGCGUUCACAAUCCGUCUUCAUAUUCUGAGCAAAGACAUCAACGAUGUCUUCAAGAUCAAAAGAAACGCGUACAACAAGCAAGCGCCUAAUUCAAGAGCUCAAAGAUUAUCAAAAAGAUCCUAACGAGGCAUUAUUAUAUCUUGGGCCAGCAAGCGACAAUGAGCUUAUGGAGUGGACAGCUGUAAUGAAAGGCGUAGAGGGGACGGCCUAUGAAGGUGGACGCUGGCUUCUUCACAUUUUGAUUCCGUCGAACUAUCCGCUCUCGCCACCUACUAUCACAUUUUCUACACCAAUCUGCCACCCAAAUGUUCAUUUCAAGACGGGAGAGAUAUGCCUCGACCUUCUCAAGACGUCAUGGAGUCCUGCAUACACGAUAUCGUCAACUCUGACGGCCGUACAUCAGCUCCUUACAAGUGCAGAGCCGAAUUCUCCUCUAAACAUCGAUGUUGCCGUUCUAUUAAGAGAGCAUGAUCUUGCCGGCGCAAAUAGCUUGAUUAGAUACUACACGAGAGUUUUUAGAUAUGACGGGGAUUUAGGAGGGUAGCAGAAGCGAGCUGCCGUGGUACCGUGCCACAAAAGCUCAAGUUGCAAAACCUAAACUUCUCAUUAUGGAAUUCAAGCAUUUGGCUAUGUAAGCAGAAAAUAUUGCCGUACAUGAUUGUUAUACAUGCGCAUUAAAUUUGGCGAGAGAACGGAUCAAGCAAGUAGGUUAUAAACCGAGCAUAAUCUUUACAACCCUGUCUCUUCAUUCCAAUAUGGGUUCUUCUCUUUUG
Verruconis gallopava is the source of this 932-nucleotide messenger RNA. RefSeq lists its product as uncharacterized. The transcript is spliced from 2 exons. Bases 203 to 703 code for a protein of 166 amino acids. The record is from RefSeq and is a predicted model, not a curated record. Lineage: Eukaryota; Fungi; Ascomycota; Dothideomycetes; Venturiales; Sympoventuriaceae.